AUGUUGCGUGAAGUGAAUUAUAAAGAUGAAUGCCGUGACGGUCCGUGUGGCCCUCAUGAAGCCUGCAUAAACACAUUCGGAGGUUUCCACUGCAAAUGUUUGAAGGGAUUUCACCGGAUAUCAAACCAGCUGGAAAAUAGGACGGUGUCCUUCUGCAUAGAAAUAAACGAGUGUGACUCUAGUCCUUGUGGGCCCAUGGCUACCUGUCACAACACUGAGGGCAGUUUCUACUGCUCCUGCAAUAAAGGAUUUGACGGUGAUUGUAAAUUAGCCAACUCCUCGAAGUUGUGCUGCAGAGAUAAGGACGAGUGUGAGUCUGAACCGUGUGGAGAUAACGCAGUCUGUCACAACACAGUUGGGAGCUUCUACUGCAAGUGUGUUAAAGGGUUUUACACUGCGGAACACAGGUUCACCGACCCCAAGGAGUCUCAAUGUAAAGAUAAAGAUGAAUGCCGUAACGGUCCGUGUGGCCCUCAUGAAGCCUGCAUAAACACAUUCGGAGGUUUCCACUGCAAUUGUUUGAAGGGAUUUCACCGGAUAUCAAACCAGCUGGAAAAUAGGACGGUGUCCUUCUGCAUAGAUAAGGACGAGUGUGAGUCUGAACCGUGUGGAGAUAACGCAGUCUGUCACAACACAGUUGGGAGCUUCUACUGCAAGUGUGUUAAAGGGUUUUACACUGCGGAACACAGGUUCACCGACCCCAAGGAGUCUCAAUGUAAAGACUAUGAUGAGUGCUACACCAGCCCACCCAUCUGCGGCAGCAAUGCCUCCUGCUACAACACAGAGGGGAGCUUCCACUGCCUCUGUGACAAGGGGUUCGCCCAACUGUCCGGCAAGAGGAACUUCACUGGCUACGGGGGCCGGUGCAAGGAUGUUAACGAGUGUCGAUUGAACCCAUGUGGCCCCAAUGCCAGCUGCAAUAACACGGUGGGCAGUUAUACCUGUGUCUGCAAUCUCGGAUACAUUUCAUCAUCAGGGGGGAGCAGACUGAAUCCUGGUGAUGUCUGUGUCAGUGUGCACGUCAGGAAGCCGGCUUAAUGUUUUAUUUAAGAGUACAGGCACACCCCAAGGCUGUGUUCUCUCACCCUGGCUAUUCUCCCUUUACACAAACCAGCUCACAUCCCACCACAGCUCCGUCAACCUGUACAAGUACGCGGACGACUCAACCAUCAUUGGAUU
Messenger RNA from Leucoraja erinaceus (little skate), 1179 nucleotides. RefSeq names its product adhesion G protein-coupled receptor E1-like. The record is from RefSeq and is a predicted model, not a curated record. Gene Ontology annotation, molecular function: calcium ion binding. Bases 1 to 1038 code for a protein of 345 amino acids. The transcript has 10 exons. NCBI's taxonomy places the organism in Eukaryota, Metazoa, Chordata, Chondrichthyes, Rajiformes, Rajidae.